CCUGCCGAGAAUUCAUCGUAUUUACGAAUUUGCUGCGAGUGCGUCGCCUAUUAAUCUUGAUAUCGCGAUAUUCUUCGCAAGGUGUAGGGACAGAAUCGAGAAUCGACCAGACCGAUUUCUUGAUGAGAAAAGAGCCAAAUGCAGAGCGGAGAUCCACGUGAAUAGUAUCUACAUUUUCGUCGAGUGGACAUAAGAUGUGGAAAUGAUCACGCAAUAACCGAUUGCGUGAUUGUGCGUCAGUAAUAAAAUUUGCAAAUUGUCCAUGCAAAAGAGGAGAUAAAUGAAUUGUCACAAUAGGAGUCACGUACAAUAUUUCGCUGACUUGAGACUCAUAUUCUAGCAGUUACGUAAGGAACAAAGGAUUAUUUGUGAUUCCUUUCUAUCUGGAGGAAAUGUAUUUAUGCGAGAAGUAAUUAUAAUUAAAAGAUCAUUAAGAUAAUAUAUCGAUGCGUAAUGCAAUAAUAAGGCGCCGAUUGUAAACGAAGCAGUGGCUUCCGAAGACAUUUUUAUUAUCUAUCGAACUGCUCGAACCGCGAUAACGUCGCGCACGCCGCCGACUGACAGGUCAUUGUCAAUUACCUGCACGAGCACUUAUUAAGGCACUCGGAGGUUCGUUAAAACGGUAUCCUGCCGAUUAGACUUCAUUCCACUCGGCGUGGAACAACGUCUGAACACACCUACCUCCGUUCAGCGUCGUCUCCGCUUCUAUACUUACUACCUACCUACCUACCUACCUCUCUUUGUGGUGUGUCUCGAGAUACUCUUUCCGUCACGCUCGUCGCCGAGUCAAAAGGACGACGGUAUAAAAGAACGGAUGAAAUAUCGAGCUAAGGAAAUACCGAGGCGACACGCAAGACCGAUGCGAUACGCGUCCGUUGCCGUUCGUUCUUUCAGCGUUCUUUCGGUGAAUGGUGAUCGCGCGCGUCUCCGAAGAGAGAUCUCUUCCUUGAGAGAAGAAAACAAAACAGAGAUACGUCGCCGCUGAACGCGAGCGAAAGGAGACUCACUCGUCGAGGAAGAUUUAUCGUCUCCGCGAUUCGACGUCUCCGCUGAGAAGUCCGUCGCAUAGCCAGGUAUCUUGAAGAAAUGGGAUUGGUAGAACGAGAAUCCGAGAUGCAAGAAUUGAAUGCUCCUAGACCUGGAAGAUCGAGAGAUCUUUUCGGAGUACAAUUAGAGGUUACUUCGUUACUUUUGGAGGGUGAGCGUCGCAAAUUGGCAGUCUUGCAAAGAGAAUUGCAAGCAGCUCUUGAGGAAGGUGGAAGCGUAAAAGUGAAGGAGAAGCAGCGACAAGAAUUGCUGCAUGCUAUAUCGAAAAUUCAAGGACAACACGAACAACUCGACAAAGAAUACAGGAUUCACGCUGCCGGUGUUCUUCUAUGUAACUCAAGGGGCUCCGGAAAGGAGCUCUCAGGAAGCUUUAGUAAGCUCCGGUAAGCUGUUAUUAGACUCGGUACAUAAUAGACUGCUUGUCUCGCCUUUGUUCCGCUUUGCAUCGUUGGACCUUCAAACGACACUCAUGUCGUUUUAUUCCUUUCAUUAAAUAAUCUUAACGCAAGAAAUUCAUAAGGGCACCCUACAAAGUCGCUAAAUGUGCUCUUUUCUUAUUUAUUCGUGUCAAUAAUUGGAUUUUCUAGUGCAUUAACGUAAUUUCUUAAAAUGUAUUCAUGUUAACAUCGUUAUAAUUACGUUCUUUCUUGAGAGAAUGCUUCCGAACGCUAACA
Molecule: messenger RNA, 1721 nt
Organism: Acromyrmex echinatior (Panamanian leafcutter ant)
Lineage: Eukaryota; Metazoa; Arthropoda; Insecta; Hymenoptera; Formicidae
Source: RefSeq, a predicted model, not a curated record